UCUAGGGAGAAAAGGCCAAGAGAUGAAGAAGCAGAAGAUUUUGAAACCAUGGCCUUUGAUGGUUUUGAAGCUAUAAGAGAGGAAGAGGAGGGGGUAAUUUUUCCAAUUGUGCCUUUAAAGAUUACUGAACCCAUAGAUGACCGUCAAAUGGUCGUCAAGUGCUCGGCGAGUGGAACUACUCCAUCAGCACCUCCACGGGGAAAACCCCAAGUAAAGCCCAAGAUCAAAAGGAACAAGAGUCUGAAAGAAAAGAGCAUCUCAACUAGGGAAACCAGGAGCAAGACGGUGAAGCCAGCUGCAAACACAAGGAGCAAGUCGAAAAUUUGAAUUAAGUUGUUGGGAAAUGUUUGUGUUGUCAAUUUGAGGGCGAGUCGAUCGCUUAAAACUUGGUAGAUUUGUAUUAAGAUGUUGGCAUCUUAAAACUUGGUAGAUUUGAGCUACUGUGAAAACUUAUCAGUUGUAAUAAUGUUGCUUCUACUUUGGUUUCUUAUUUGAGUCAGAAUUCAAAUUUCCAUCAAUAUUUGAAUUUGGGCCAAAAUUUGGAUUCGAGCCAAAGUUGAAGUUGAACAUUGGAGGUUCAUUGCUCUGUGUGGUGUAUUUGAUCGAGCAUUUGAAGUCCAAUAUUCGUAGGUGAACAGUCCGAAUGAAAAAUGUGCUGGAAACGAGCUCGAAAGCUAGGGUAAACAGCCCUAUUUGAAAUCAAGUUUUUUUGACCUUGCCUAAAUAAGGCAUAUAUAUUUUUAUUAACACUUGUUCCAUAUAUAUAGGGUAAAAACGAAGUCUCACUAUUUAUUGAUUAAUAUUCAUAUUACUACAUUUUUUUUGAAAAAAUAUGCUUUUAUUCAAAACCGUCAAAUAACACGUUUUAGAUAUGAAAAUGAAAAAGUAAGUUCAGAUUCUUCUUAUUCACUCCAAAAUGAAGCUAUGGAGAUUUUUCUGAUUUUUUUUGAAUUAUUUUGAUUUUUUUCAAACCCUAAACCCUCUCUCCCUAUUCUACGAACUCUGAACAUGUUCAUAGGUGAUAGCUCAUUUGUGUGAAGCCUUUUUUCAUGAAAAUGACCUACACCAAGUUUAUAUUUUUUUCUCAUAACCUUGUCACAUAUGAUGGCUAUGUGCGCAAGAAUUACAACAUUUUGAUUUUUUUUGAUUUUUUUAAAAACAUUUGAACUUGAUUUCGACAGAUCACUUCAAAAAAUGAUUUUAAAAAAAAAACGCCCCUAUACCGAGUUUAUAUUUUUUUAUGGUAACUAGGUCUCAUAAACGGACGAACUACGUUUGUUUUAUAUUUUUGCAAUUUUUUCUAAUUUAGUUAUGGCCAUUUGAAAUCUGGUCAAACCCUAAUAACCCCGUUGACUCGCUCAUAACCCCGCAGAAAUGCUCCAAACCCUAGCGUCGAACGUCCGCCGUCGGAUCCUACCAAGCGCCAAACACCACCCGUCAGAUGUGGGGCAGGCAUGCGCGAUCCGCGUGAUGCAUCCUGAUUGGCUACUGCACUGUCCUUCUCGGGUUUUUACGAUCUGCCCCACUUUACAUAUGAAAUUGUAUUUUUCGCACAUGACCACCACAUGUCAGUGUUAAGAGUUGGUUCAAAUAUUCAAACUGCAAAAUACAAUGUGGCAAAUCGUCAAUAUAGCUUCCCCUUCUCCUCUUCUCCAUCUGACAGACAAAGGCAUCGAGCAGAUCGAGCAGUUCCUCUGUUUCUUUGCCCAUCUUCUCGUUCUUCUUCCUCUCGAGCAAUUCCUCUGUUUCUUCCUCUCCGGCGAUAUGUCGACCUCCUCGUCAGCACCCCGUUCCACGUGGCCGGUGUAUGGUCCAGUGCCGAUGACUCGAUGCACUGACUGCCCACGGACUGCGCCACUGAAGAGGUUGACUUCAAAGGAGGAGAAGAAUGGGAACUUUGGGCGCGAGUUCGUCAAAUGCGAGAGCAAGCCGGAGGGGCAGAUCGUGAAGAAAUGCCACCAUUUCGAGUGGAUGGAUGAUUACAUCCAGAGGCUUCAAGGGUUGGGCUUGCUGGAUUCGAGGGGGAAUGCAAUCCGCGAGUUCAAUCUACCCCAUGAUAGUGCCGCUCCGGCAGCAGCAGCACGUCCGGAAUACCCGACGGUGGUAGAUGUCGAACUGAAGACGGAAUUGAAGAAGAUGAACAAGAACUUCAAGCAGCUGAUUGAGUUGAAGAAGCAAUCCAAUCUGAUAGCUUUAGGAAUACUUGCUCUAGGAAUUUUUUACUUGAUGGCCAUCUCUCGUUAG
Messenger RNA from Aegilops tauschii subsp. strangulata, 2244 nucleotides. The record is from RefSeq and is a predicted model, not a curated record. Lineage: Eukaryota; Viridiplantae; Streptophyta; Magnoliopsida; Poales; Poaceae.